CAUUCUCUACGCUUGAUUGCCUCUUUUUACUCAAGAUCUGCACUCUUUGGUAAAAGCACAUUGAAAUAGCAGCUUUUUUUAAUAGUGAGACUGUGGACUAUCUGUGAGCUACAUCCAACAUGGUUGCAACCAGUGGACGACCGCUCUCAGGAAUCUUUCCGCAGAGCGCAAGAGGAAGUAAUGAUAAUACGUUUCGACUGUUUGGGCGUCGUAGACUGUCGAAAUUCCGAUUCCGAAUGUUGAUGAUUCUCUACUUCGGCAUGGGAUGCAUCAUUCCGCUUUAUGUCAUGAAGCAUGCAGAAGACGAAAUACUUUAUCAACAAAAAUUAAACCAAAAACAGACAAAUGAGAGUACUAGCAAUGUUGGGAUUGAGGAAGACAUGGUGAAUAACAGCAGCUUUAGGGGCUAUAAGCGCAAGGCUUUUUUUAUGGAACUGGAUGAACUGUCCUCGAGAUAUCUACAGUCAGAAUACCUACAGUCUAGCUCGCAAACGGAAGACUCUGACCUUCUUUCCCAAUAUAUGCGAUCAAAUCAACAGCAACGACACGCACCAGCAACAGAGAAAUCAUCAUUAUCCCCAUCAUCAACGCCAAGCCCACAGCAACUCCUUUCUCAGAACCAACAACGGCGACAACAGCAACAGGCCUACCAACAGGAACUCUUGGCCAACUUUAACACGAUGAUUGUCAAACAACAAAAGGCUAUCAGGCUCCACAAGAUUAAAUCAGAAUCAGACUAUGUUCAG
This is a messenger RNA of Lobosporangium transversale, 746 nucleotides long. RefSeq lists its product as hypothetical. The transcript has a single exon. Lineage: Eukaryota; Fungi; Mortierellomycota; Mortierellomycetes; Mortierellales; Mortierellaceae. The record is from RefSeq and is a predicted model, not a curated record. Bases 439 to 684 code for a protein of 81 amino acids.